AUGGGUAGAGUUCGCACGAAGACCGUCAAGAAGUCCGCCAAGGUCAUCAUUGAGCGGUACUACCCCAAGCUCACUCUCGACUUCGAGACCAACAAGCGUGUCUGCGAUGAGAUCGCCAUCAUCGCCUCCAAGCGCCUCCGCAACAAGAUUGCCGGCUACACCACCCACUUGAUGAAGCGCAUCCAGCGUGGUCCCGUCCGUGGUAUCUCCUUCAAGCUCCAGGAGGAGGAGAGAGAGCGCAAGGAUCAAUACGUCCCCGAGGUCUCUGCUCUCGACUUCACCCAGAACUCUGAGAGCGGUCAGCUCGACAUCGACGUCGAGACCAAGGACCUCCUCAAGCACCUUGGCUUCGACAACGUCCCCGUCAACGUCAUCCCCGUUACCCAGGCCCAGACCAUUGAGCGCCCCCGCCGCUUCAACGACCGCCCCGCGCGCAACUAG
Messenger RNA from Microdochium trichocladiopsis, 441 nucleotides. RefSeq names its product 40S ribosomal protein S17. The record is from RefSeq and is a predicted model, not a curated record. Gene Ontology annotation, molecular function: structural constituent of ribosome. Gene Ontology annotation, cellular component: ribosome. Gene Ontology annotation, biological process: translation. NCBI's taxonomy places the organism in Eukaryota, Fungi, Ascomycota, Sordariomycetes, Xylariales, Microdochiaceae. The transcript has 3 exons. Bases 1 to 441 code for a protein of 146 amino acids.